Salvelinus fontinalis (brook trout) is the source of this 2031-nucleotide messenger RNA. RefSeq names its product transmembrane protein 161B. The record is from RefSeq and is a predicted model, not a curated record. Bases 232 to 1689 code for a protein of 485 amino acids. NCBI's taxonomy places the organism in Eukaryota, Metazoa, Chordata, Actinopteri, Salmoniformes, Salmonidae. The transcript is spliced from 12 exons.
AUACCCAGAGUCUUAGCGUGACCUCUACUGCAGUUGAAAACACUUGGGAACCGAGCUUGAAUGAAUUGGUCAUUGAAAUAUAAUUGCAGCAGUUUGAUUUAUAAAUAAAUUAAUCUUAACUAUCACCAACUUCAGAAAGGCUUAUGUGCUCCGCGCCGCUCGAUUUCCGACUCGGGGAGCUUAGUGUGACAGUUGUCGGCGUUAAGUCCAUUUCAGCACAACUGCAUCAACAUGGGUGUGAUCGGUGUGCAGCUGGUGGUUACUAUGGUAAUGGCCAGUGUAAUUCAGAAGAUCAUACCUCAUUAUUCCUUUGCAAGAUGGCUACUCUGCAGUGGCAGUCUGCGGUGGUACCAGCACCCUACGGAAGAUGAGUUGAGGAGCCUUGCCGGAAAGCAACAAAAAACGAAGAGCAAGAAAGACCGGAGGAACAAUGGCCACAUAGAGAACAAGCCUCUGACCAUUCCCAAGGACAUAGACCUGCAGCUGGAGACCAAGUGCAUCACAGAAGUGGACACGUUAGCUUUGCACUACUUCCCAGAGUUCCAGUGGCUGGUGGACUUCACGGUGGCAGCCACAGUGGUGUAUCUGAUCACCGAGCUGUACUACACAGUGGCCCAGCCCUCUGGGGAGAUGAACAUCAGCGUGGUGUGGUGCCUGCUCGUCCUCGCCUUCGUCAUUAAGACCCUGUUCUCCCUGACGGCCUUCUACUUCAAGCUGGAGGAAGGUGGCGAGCGCUCGCUCUGCAUCACCUUCGCUUUCUUCUUCUUUGUCAAAGCCAUGGCCAUCCUCAUCGUCACUGAGAACUACCUGGAGUUUGGCCUGGAGACAGGUUUUGCAAAUUUCUCUGAAAGUGCCACACAGUUUUUGGAAAACCAGGGGUUAGAGUCCCAGGGUCCCAUAUCUAAACUCACCUUUAAGCUGAUCCUGGCCUUGCUCUGCUCUCUGAUUGGUGCAUUCCUCACCUUCCCCGGCCUACGAUUGGCUCAAAUGCACCUGGACGCCCUCAACCUGACCACAGGCAAAGUCACACAGACCUUGCUUCAUAUCAACUUCCUUUCCCCUCUUAUUAUGGUACUGCUGUGGGUGAAGCCUAUAACCAAGGACUACCUCCUGAAUCCUGCCCUGGGGAAGGGGAGUAUGCCUUUGAUGACUGAGGAGACCUAUGACACGUUGCGGUUGUGGGCCAUCCUGCUGCUGUGUGUGCUGCGCCUGGCCAUGAUGAGGCACCACCUCCAGGCCUACCUCAACCUGGCCCAGAAGGGCGUGGAGCAGAUGAAGAAGGAGGCGGGACGCAUCAGCACCGUUGACCUGCAGAAGAUGGUGGCCCGUGUUUUCUACUACCUAUGUGUAAUCGCACUGCAGUAUGUGGCACCCUUGGUGAUGUUGCUGCAUACAACCUUGCUGCUAAAAACCUUAGGUGGACACUCCUGGGGGGUGUACUCUGAGGAAGACCUCCCCUGCCCAAUGGAGAUGAACUCUGACCCUGCAGCAACUGCAGCUCCAGGACUGGCUGUGGAGGCCCAGGCAUCGGUGGUCCAGCUGUCGGUGGCCCUCGGGGGCCUGCGAACAGUGUUCACCCCCCUGCUUUUCCGUGGCCUCCUCUCCUUCCUCACCUGGUGGAUCGCUGCCUGCCUCUUUUCCACCUCCAUCUUCGGCCUCUUCUACCACCAGUAUCUCAUGGCGGCAUAGCAGCAUUCCCCCAGGGUCAGGGUGGUAUCCCACUGGGCUCUGUUCCAGCCCCGUUCAGAAACGACUGUGUGGGGCAGGGCUCUAAGGACAACCCUUCUCCCCUCCCACAGCCACGUCACUCAUGACCAUAUCUGCAGAGAACCCCUGGUUCACCCCCCAGUGCUUCCUUCAUGGAUGACUCUUAACUUGACUUUUACUACCUUUUUAUUUUGAGAGCGGGAUUCGCAAAUCCUUAACAAAAGACACUAAUAUAAAUGAGAGUAAAGGUAAUAUGUGUGUGUGUACAGUCUUAAACAGAGCAGCAGAGAACCUUCUCUCUGCAUACUGUGGGGGGGGGGGGGG